CGUCGGAUAAAUAAUUGAACGUAAAGGAAGAACCAGAAGGAAUAAGCGAAAAUCCAGAUACUGGUGAAGUGCAACAAUAACUCGUAUUAUUCUGUGUGAUAGCCGAGGCUCGCACUUGAGCUACUCGAGUGGAUGGAGUGUGAAAGUGAAAAGAAGACAACACGUCGUCACGUCGCGUAGAAUGGCAUUAUCUUAUCUUCAGGAGGCACAGAUCAACGCAGGACUCCUGACCGGCCAGCACCUCGACAUGAAGCAGGACUCGGACAAGCAGCCGAUGUCCCCACCGUUAAACAACAACAACAACACAACGUCGUCGAUGUUCCCGGGGAUGGGAGCGGCGGCGGCGGCGGCCAGUCUUUCGAUGCUUACGCCGCAGCAGCUCUUGGCCGCGAGUCAAACCGCGGCCCUGAUGGCCGCUGGCAUUCCGGUCUCUCUGCACGCGACCCUUGCCGCAAGUCCGUCGCUCUACCGACACCACCAGACGCUUUUCGGAGGCUGGGCACCGCCGGCGGCUUCCUCGCCUCCUUCACCCCUCCACCACCCCCAAGGGCCCGUCUCUCCGGCCCUGAGCGCCAAGUCCGCGGCCCGUCGGACGGCCGCCAACAACAACAAUAACAACAACAACAACAACGUCGUCAGCAGCAGCGCCGACCGUGUCACGAAGAAGGGCCAGCCGGCGAAGAGGCGCGCCGCCAGGAGCAAACCGGAAACGGCCGUUCUCUCCGUCGAUGGUUCGGCGCCCCUCAGUCCUCCGACGUCGAUAAGUCCCGAGGCCGGGAAGGACGCCAGGGACAAGGUCUUCACCUGCGGCGUAUGCUCGAGGUCCUUCGGAUACAAGCACGUCCUGCAGAACCACGAGCGAACUCAUACGGGGGAGAAACCAUUCGAGUGUCCGGAGUGCCACAAGAGAUUCACCAGGGACCACCACCUCAAGACCCACAUGCGUCUCCACACGGGUGAAAAACCGUACCAUUGCAGCCACUGCGACCGGCAAUUCGUUCAGGUGGCGAACCUGCGCCGGCACCUCCGGGUGCACACGGGAGAACGUCCGUACGCCUGCGAGCUCUGCGCCUCAAAGUUCAGCGAUUCGAAUCAGUUGAAGGCUCACCUCCUUGUUCACAAGGGUGAAAAACCGUUCCUCUGCGAGCAUUGCCAGAUGAGAUUCAGACGAAGGCAUCACCUGAUGCACCACAAGUGCGUCAGCGGUGUUGUAAGAUCGCAGCCUCCCUCGUUGGCGAGCGACGACCUGGACGAAGAGAUCGACAUCGACAUCGACGUUGAGAUCGAUGAACCGGAAGCCAUGGCGCAGCGGAAAUCGGCCGCGACUCCGGCCCGUCGGCCGGCCCUCCACCACCAGCUACCGACCCCGGUGGUGAGCACGUCGGUACAGAUGCCGUUGAACCUCUCGGGGAUACCGAUCGGGAUGCCGGAGCAGACGGAGCCUGAGGAUCUCUCGAUGUCGACGGGUCUCCAUCGGCCCCAUUCCCACUCUCACAGCAGCGGUGACUCGCCCUUGAGUCGGAGCCCGAGCAGCGACACAGCCCACGACGACGACGAGGAGGAGCUCGACGUCUCCGAGGCGAGCCCGAGCACCCUGUUCCUUCAUCAGAACCGGCACUUCAGACACCACCAUCACCUCUCCGGUUCGAUGGCCAGUUCCGGCGCCGGCGUCGGAAACGCUUCCUAGUGCUGAUCCAAUUACUAAACAACCACAAACGGGGGUACGUAGUUUCACCUACGUCGCUACGCAAUUCGCUUAUAAUUCAAUUUCGGGGUCAUUU
Messenger RNA from Diprion similis, 1781 nucleotides. It is a transcript of the gene Kr, whose product is annotated as protein krueppel-like. Gene Ontology annotation, cellular component: nucleus. The record is from RefSeq and is a predicted model, not a curated record. NCBI's taxonomy places the organism in Eukaryota, Metazoa, Arthropoda, Insecta, Hymenoptera, Diprionidae. The transcript has 3 exons. Bases 182 to 1687 code for a protein of 501 amino acids.